AUGCGGCAGCACCGAAGUCGCCGGCAAUUGGGUCACUUCUGGAGCCGCCAGCCAUACCCAAAGUUAUGCGGCAAGCCGCAGGCGAGGACCCACAUAUCGAUGGCCACGUGGCGGCGCAUACUAGCCAGGAACACAGAUGAGUUCUGUCGCAAUACGACCAUACAUGGCCUGAAGUACAUCAAUAAUAGGAAAUUGCGCAGCAGCGACAGAGUGUUUUUUGGAGUCGCAAUGCUGGCGGUUGUCUCAAUGGCCGCCUACCUCAUACAUGACGCCUUCGACAAGUGGAACACCACCCCGGUGAUAGUGGGUAUUGAUCCGGAGCUCACGUACAUAACAAAUGAGCCAUUUCCCGCCGUCACCAUUUGCAAUCUAAACCAGGCCUUGUCCAGCAGAGUCGCGAUCCUAGCCAAUGACACGGCCGCUUAUGCGAUGCUGCAGGUGUUGUGCCGGCGCAAGGUGGAUUUUCAGCGGGUCAGCGAGGAUCGGACCAACUGGGAGGAGUUCAUAACUAAUAUAUCGCAGCCAUGCCAGUCGAUGGUCAUCGAUUGUCGCUUCGGCGCCGACGACUAUGAAUGCGCGAGGAUGUUCUAUCCAAUUGUCACCGAUGAGGGCCUGUGCUGUGUAUUUAACAUGCUGCAUCCACGUUACAUGUACAAACGCAGUGCUUCGUUCUCCCAACGAAAUAUGCCCUUACCCAAAGGCUACCAGGCUGUCAACUGGCAUGCGGAGCUAGGAUACAGACGCGGCGCCAAGUAUCCGGACAGUGUGCUGUAUCCGCGCCCGGCCCAGGGAACAGGCGAAUCGCUGGGCCUGUCUCUGACGCUGGACGUGCAGGCCGAUGCCUACUACUGUUCCUCAUCGAGCAGCAUUGGCUUCAAGAUCGCUCUGCACAGUCCCAACGAGUCGCCCAAUGUACGCGAGACGGGCGUCCUGCUGGCCCCCGGCAUGGAGACCAAGCUCCGCAUUGAUCCAGCGAAAAUCCGGACGGAAAAUCAUCUGCGCCGCGUCCACCGCAAAUACAGGCGUUGUCUGUUCCGCAAUGAGCUGAAGCUGCGAUGGUUUGCUCAUUACACGCAGCGCAACUGCGCCGCCGAACGCUUGUCGGGGCUGCUGCUCCGCCACUGCGGCUGUGUCUCAUUCUACAUGCCGCGCCUACACCGCAACGACACUAUCUGCUCGGUGGGGAAGAGGGAGUGCGUGCAGCGUAUUCGUUUCCGCACGAGCGAGGCGAUGGAGGAAUGCCUGGAUGACUGCUUGCCCAGCUGCUUCGAUCUGACCUUCAAUACGAUCGCCUACUCGACGAAGCUCUCGCACGACGGCCUCGCGGUGACCAAUCCGAAUCUCAGAGUCAACUUCAGCGACGCGUAUGUGGAGCGCAAUGUGGCGGUGGUGAAUAUGUACUUCAAGGACCAGUCAUUUCGGGCCAGCAAGCAGACAGAGUUUAUUGGCUUCUCCGACUUUCUCUCCAAUGUUGGUGGCCUGAUGGGGCUGUUCCUGGGCUUCAGUUUCCUCUCCAUAGCCGAGUGUCUGUACUUUGCCUUGAUCCGACCCUGCCGCACCUGCUCCGAACUGAGGCAGCUUCAACAGCAGCCGCAACAGCGGCCGCCAGUAGCUGGCCAUGCGACGAACAGGGCUUUUGUUCCAGGGAGCAUAAAUUAUAUUUCACCAUCCAAAUGGUUUCAAACCGAGUUGGCUCGUCCGAGGGGGCUCAACUACAACUACAAUCAUCCGGCUUAAAUAU
Drosophila persimilis is the source of this 1741-nucleotide messenger RNA. Its product is annotated as pickpocket protein 28. Lineage: Eukaryota; Metazoa; Arthropoda; Insecta; Diptera; Drosophilidae. Bases 1 to 1737 code for a protein of 578 amino acids. The record is from RefSeq and is a predicted model, not a curated record. Gene Ontology annotation, cellular component: membrane. Gene Ontology annotation, biological process: sodium ion transmembrane transport. The transcript has 5 exons. Gene Ontology annotation, molecular function: ligand-gated sodium channel activity.